This is a messenger RNA of Nerophis lumbriciformis (worm pipefish), 1248 nucleotides long. The record is from RefSeq and is a predicted model, not a curated record. Lineage: Eukaryota; Metazoa; Chordata; Actinopteri; Syngnathiformes; Syngnathidae.
AUGGAUAACUUGACCACAAGCAACAUGACAACGGGGAAUGAGACGUUUCCGACGCAGCACAAUCAAACCUUGGGCGUUUGGCGCGACUACACGCCAGAGUACAAGGCAGUUAGUGUGUUUUUGGUGUCCUUCAUAUGCGGGGUGGGGAUGGUGGGGAACAUAAUGGUCAUACUGGUGGUCCUGACCACGAAACACAUGCGAACUCCCACCAACUGUUACCUGGUGAGCCUGGCAGCUGCCGACCUGAUGGUGCUGACCGCAGCCGGGCUGCCGAACAUCACCGACGCCCUGCACGGGCAGUGGGUGUACGGAUACGCAGGAUGCCUGGGAAUCACUUAUCUUCAAUAUUUGGGAAUAAACGCGUCCUCUUGUUCCAUUACAGCCUUCACGGUGGAGCGAUACAUCGCCAUCUGUCACCCAAUCAAAGCACAGUUUCUGUGCACUUUAUCCCGGGCAAAGAAGAUUAUUAUGCUGGUGUGGGCGCUCACGUCCAUCUACUGCAUCAUGUGGCUCUUUUUGUCAGACACACAAACUUUGGUAUAUGAUAAUGUUGUACUCAUCAGCUGCGCCUACAAAGUGUCCAGGAGUCAGUAUCUACCCAUUUACUUCAUAGAUUUUGCCGUUUUUUACGUGCUGCCCCUCAUGCUGGCCACAGUUAUGUAUGGACUCAUCGCAAGGAUUCUUAUCCUAACCCCUUUGCCUGCGGACCCAAAAGAAAGCACCGGCAGGUGGAGGAGAGGAACGAGUAAAGUCGGAGGAAGGACGAUCAGGGCCAGCUCUUCCAGCAGCACCACUGCUGCUUCCCGCAGACAGGUUACCAAAAUGCUGGCUGUGGUAGUAAUCCUUUUCGCCUUACUUUGGAUGCCCUAUCGGACCUUAGUUGUCGUCAACUCCUUCCUGGACAAGGCUUACCUGGACAACUGGUUCCUGCUCUUCUGCCGCCUUUGCAUCUAUCUGAACAGUGCCAUCAACCCGGUCAUCUACAACGUCAUGUCUCAAAAGUUUCGCACUGCCUUUAAAAAGCUGUGUCACUGUGGGCCUCAGAGGAUGGAGAAACCUGCAACAUACAGCGUAGCACUUACCUACAGUGUCAUUAAGGAUUUAUCCAAUGGAGAAAGUCCUGACCACUUCACUACAGAAAUGGAAGAGCUACACACACCAAGCGAUCAGUUUUUACCCACUGGAAUUCCGCAAAUUGGCAAGGAAAUGAUGUUCGAGGAGCCAUCCCUUUCAGCAAAAGAUGAUUAA